GAGAGGACUGCCUUAAACUCUUUGGAGUCGAUCAUGCCGGCAGAAAUUCUGAGCAGCCAAACUUAUGUAACUGUAUCAUCCAGCUGCUCUACACCAUCGAAAGCAUCCAUCUAUUUCUCUUCCUCUAAAUCACUCUCCCCUUCCCAUUUACCAGAAGCAAACCAGUCUCUUAUUGAACGUCUUAAGGCUGAAUGUCUGUUAUCAUCCCUUGCUGUCUGCAUUCCUCGUCUUGACUUGGGCGUGUAUUCUUUUAUUCCACAUGGAGUGACAAAAGCACCCUGCACUGAUAAUUCAUACAUCUGCCACAAGGACUCUGCCACUUCCCCAACUUUAAAGAAGGCAGAGCAUGUUAUGCUAGAUAGUCCAAUUAAUCACAGGACUCCUGGUAAUUUGAAAGCGGUUGCCCAACACUUGUUUCUACCACUUCAACCACCUACGGUCUCUCCACCUGCCUCUGUAGCUAAUAGCAAAAACCGACCGCCUGUUGUGACUAAAGAACGAGCUGGUACUGGCACGGGUCGUAAAGUUUGUGUGAGUGGACUGAAUGUUAGCCGGUGGUCUAAGAAGGGUGCUGGAGAAUUCCAAGACAAAAGAAGGAAAAGGGAAGGCCGAACAAAGGCUGCUUCAGGAGACUACAGUUCAUGGGGCAGUAUGUUGUCUACUGGAGCAGACACCUUUGUAAAGGAAUCCGCAUGUGGCAUGGUGCAGGGCACCAGUGGGUUGAGUCUGGCUGUGACACCUCUCAGACUUGAGCAAAUGAAUCUCUCUUCUUUUCUGGCCAACUUCACUCCUGACAAUCUCACAACACACUCCUGGGGCAGACUAAAGGCGGCACUUUCCCUGCAUAAGAAAAAAACUGCAUUUCCCACCCCACGGCGCUUUGCUCAGUCUCACCUGAAGUCCCCUGGCAUUGGAUUUCCAGCAGACAACAGUCUAGACCUUUUUGCUUCGCCUUUCUGCACACCAUCCAGAAUGAAAAGUUCACAGAUGCUCCAGUCCACUAUGAACACCCCCAUGACUACAUUUCAAGAGGAUAUCAGUGAUGCAGAAAAGGUAUAUCAGGAAUGUCAGCAGAGCGGCCCACUUUCGUUUAGCGACUGCAUCCCUCCUGCUCGCAUGAAGCACCUCAAUAAAAUUGGUGAAGGGACAUUUGGAGAGGUCUUCUCAACUAUAAAUGAUUCCAAUGAGAGUGUUGCUCUCAAAAUCAUCCCAGUAGAAGGCAGUCAGCAGGUCAAUGGUGAACAUCAGAAAACAUUUGGGGAAAUCCUUCAUGAAAUCAUCAUUUCCAAAGAGCUGAGCAGCCUUAACCUGAAGGAGUUUAACAAGUCGGAUGGUUUCAUUGGACUUAACAACCUACAUUGUGUCCGUGGGUGUUAUCCUGAAGCUCUGCUUAAAGCAUGGGACAAGUUUGACCAUCAGAAAGGGUCAGAGAAUGAUCGACCUGAUUUCUUUGAUGACGAACAGCUAUUUUUAAUCCUGGAGUUCGAAUUUGGAGGAAGUGAUCUGGAAAACAUGAAUGGCAAGCUAUCCUCUAUGGCCCAGGCCAAAAGUGUGCUACAUCAAGUCACUGCAUCCUUGGCUGUAGCCGAGCAAGCGCUUUGCUUUGAACACAGAGAUCUUCAUUGGGGGAACAUACUGGUGAAGAACGUCAAGCACAAGCACAACGAAUUCAUUCUGAAUGGAACAGUUCAUUGCAUUGAGACACGAGGAGUUCACGUCAAUAUUAUUGACUACUCGCUCUCACGCCUGGAAAUCGAUGGACUGACUGUAUCAUGCGACAUCUCUUCCGAUGAGGAGUUGUUUAUGGGUCAGGGAGAUUAUCAGUUUGAAAUCUACCGUCUUAUGAAGAAAGAAAACAAAAACUGUUGGUCGGCAUAUAAUCCUCAUUCCAACGUGCUGUGGCUGCACUAUCUGGCUGAUAAACUUUUGAGCAUGAACUACAGGAACAAAACCCAGUCCAGCCAGCAGAGGACACUGAAGAGUGCCCUCAAUGCUUUUAAGUCAGAGAUAAUGAAUUAUCCGUCAGCUACAGAAGCUCUUAUGAAGUGCAGUUUCUUUCAGUGA
This is a messenger RNA of Danio rerio (zebrafish), 2064 nucleotides long. The record is from RefSeq and is a predicted model, not a curated record. Lineage: Eukaryota; Metazoa; Chordata; Actinopteri; Cypriniformes; Danionidae.